AGGGCCGCGCCUCUUGGGGCUGCAGCCCGCGCAGAUGGGCAGCGGUUUGUCGUCUGUUUCCAGUUCUUACCUGUAGUGUACGUACCACCGAACCUUGAAAGACAAGGCAAGGUACGGUCCCGAGUGGGGGAUUCCAAUCAUGACAGCAGCUGGGGUGUCAAAUACUCCGCCUCAACCAUUCUUCGUCGCCUCGCAAGGUCGUCUCUUGUGUACGUGGCAUUGCCCAUCAAGGGGCUUUCCCUGGCGGGAACCACUGGCUGCGAGGCGCCAUGGGUGGGUGUAGACAAGGAUAUGAUGGCUGCAUGGCCUUCGAUCUUUAAUAGCUCCGGGGACUUCUUCAGGGCCCCCUGCCACCGCCUGUCUGUGACCACUGACUGCUAG
This is a messenger RNA of Colletotrichum truncatum, 381 nucleotides long. The record is from RefSeq and is a predicted model, not a curated record. NCBI's taxonomy places the organism in Eukaryota, Fungi, Ascomycota, Sordariomycetes, Glomerellales, Glomerellaceae.